Syngnathus acus (greater pipefish) is the source of this 3070-nucleotide messenger RNA. RefSeq names its product testis associated actin remodelling kinase 1 (gene tesk1). Gene Ontology annotation, molecular function: protein serine/threonine kinase activity; ATP binding. NCBI's taxonomy places the organism in Eukaryota, Metazoa, Chordata, Actinopteri, Syngnathiformes, Syngnathidae. The transcript is spliced from 10 exons. Gene Ontology annotation, biological process: positive regulation of stress fiber assembly; actin cytoskeleton organization; protein phosphorylation. The record is from RefSeq and is a predicted model, not a curated record. Gene Ontology annotation, cellular component: nucleus; cytoplasm. Bases 426 to 2204 code for a protein of 592 amino acids.
CUAAGCGCCUUCAUAUACAAACAAGCGCCGUGGCAGAAAUAAUAAUUUAAUUCGCUUUUAACGCAUUUCCGACCGACGUGUUGCAAUUCAAGCGUGCAGGUAACAUUAACUUUGAGGGGGUGUGGGGGUCACGUGAGCAACAGCUCCACCCCCUCCGUAAAAGCCGGCGCUCCCCUCCUCGUGUGCAAACGACGCCACACCAAACGGGGCCGAGCGACCUCCGCGGCCUUCGCAUGGACGACAGCAAGGGACGGGGACACUGCCGUGAGCUAACAUCGGUGCAACGACGUCCUUGGAAUUGAUUUUCUUGCGGGUAAGUGGGCACUCCACUGGACCGGGCCGCAACCGCAGAGGGCAGCUGUCAUGGCGCGUCUUAACCUGAGCCCAACCAAAUUGUGAAACUGCACUCCUGCUUCUGUCCUACGAUGGAGCGGAUGGAGCGGAUGGAGCCGGAAGCCGAACCGGAGGCUGAAACGGAGCCGCCCAUGCACAGCGUGCACGGCUCCAACCGGACUCGGCCAUCCUCCUACCGGGCCCUGCGCAGCGCCGUGUCCAGCCUGGCCCGGUUGGACGACUUCAGCUGCGAGAAGAUCGGCGCCGGGUACUUUUCCGAGGUGUUCAAGGUGCAGCAUCGCGUGUCUGGCCAGGUGAUGGCGCUCAAGAUGAACAUCCUGGCCAGCAACCGGGCCAACAUGCUCAGGGAGGUCCAGCUGAUGAACAGACUGUCGCACCCCAACAUCCUCAGCUUCAUCGGCGUGUGCGUCCACGAGGGUCAACUCCACGCGCUGACCGAGUACAUCAACGGCGGCAACCUGGAGCAGCUGCUGGACAGCGACGUGCCGCUUCCGUGGGGCGCGCGGCUGGCCCUGGCGCUGGACAUCGCCCGCGGCCUGCGCUACCUGCACGCCAAGGGCAUCUUCCACCGAGACCUCACCUCCAAGAACUGCCUGGUGCGCUGGGAAGGCGCCGUCUGCUCUGCCGUGGUGGGAGACUUUGGCUUGGCUGAGAAAAUACCCGAUUACAGUGGAGACUCAAACCAGGAACCUUUGGCUGUGGUGGGUUCCCCCUACUGGAUGGCACCAGAGGUACUCCACGGUGAGCUGUACAAUGAGAAGGUGGACGUGUUUGCGUACGGCAUCAUUUUGUGUGAGGUCAUUGCCAGGAUAAAGGCAGACCCUGACUUCUUACCACGCACCGAGGACUUUGGCCUGCACGUGGAGGCUUUCACGCAGAUGGUCAGCGACUGCCCCGCCCACUUCUUAAAUCUGGCCAUCGUCUGCUGUAAUAUGAGCCCCAAGCUGCGUCCGUCUUUCUCCCAGAUCGCCGUCGACCUGGAGCGAACGGACGCCGCGCCGACCGCCGAGCGGUCACCGGCCGCCGGCCCCCCGCGCAGACGCUCCUCGGUCCCGUCGCCGGACGUCCGCCUCUCCCGCAGCAAGUCGGACAUGCUACGACCCGCCGCCGAGUCGACGCCAAUGCGGGUCAACCCCUUCUCGCGCCGCGACGACCUCAAAGGUGGCAAGAUCAAGCUGUACGACACCCCCAGCAAGUCUGUCAUCUCCCUCACUUUCGCCUUGCCCCCGCUGCCUGACCCGCGACUCUGCUGUGAGCUGGUGCCAGGUCGCCAGCGGCGCUGCCACUCGCUGCCGUGCACGCCGCAGCCCUACCUUUUGGCCCGCCCGUGCGACUGCGAGAUGCACAGCGACUGGGACUCUGGGCUUCCUCAGUGUGCGGAACCCCUGUCCCCGGAUCAAGAGAAGGGCGAGAUUGUGCCGAUGGACUGCACCAGCUCGCCGGAUACUCUGGACAGCUCGUCUUCGUACUCCAAACUGUCCUCCCCCCCGACUCGCACCUCCACCCCUUCCCAGACCUUCGCUAACGGCUGGCCGCGUUUGGACAACAGCAAAGUGAUCCUGAGCGGACCUUUGGUCUGGAGCGCCGCCCCCGCCGGAAUCAACAACAACGGUUGCUGCUCACCUCCCAGCGAGGCCGACGGCCAGUCCCUGGACCACGACGAGGCCAUCUCGUGUCCGGCGUGCUGCCUGGCGGGCCUUCGCUUCCCUUCGGCGUGUCUCCGCGCGCCGCACCGGAAUGUCUACAAGAACCUGAACAGGGACCGCACCGCUUCCCGUGGGCUGCUGUGUCCCAAGAGUCUGCCGGCCUCGCCCUCGCCGGCCGGCGCAGCCCACCGAGAGCCCAAAUAAAGGCAGCAGGCACCUUUGGAAUUUGCACAGAUUUUAACGCAGCAAUAUAAAGUGGAAGGUUGCAGAAGGGUGGAGACCUUUCCAUACAUUUACGGCAACCAUUUGGUGAAUUUCAAAUUGUAAACUUUGCAUGGGAAUUAAGUCAUUUUAAGUGUCAUGUUUAGCAUUUCUACCAUGAUUUGUUUUUUGUGUUAAGUUUCUGCUUUAUUCUAUUAAUUUCCAUGAAAGCUUUGCAAUUUUCAAGCCUAAAUCUGUAAACCCUGCCAGUAAAAAUCCCCCCCAAAAUUGAUGUAACCCCAGCAAUUGCAUCCAGAUGCCACAAGGUGGUGUCUAAGCUCUGUCGAAAUUUCCUUGACACCAGAAUGCUUCCACAUGGGCUCGGGUCUUUGCUUGGGUUUUGCUUGCCUGCCGCCCUCUGCUGGGUCGAUGGUAAACCAGACCCCCCCCUUCCGCCUCCUCCCCAUCUGACCUGUCCAGCAUGAAAAGUCGUCGCACGAUGCAAAACCACCGAUUUCAACGAGGAAUGUCAAGCUUAGUAUUAUUGUCGCAACAAUCCUAUUUUGGGGAUAUUUGGUGCUGUUAAGUCUUAAGUUAAGUUGUAUGGUGCACUGUGUGUGUGUGCGUGUGUGUGUGUGUGCGUGUGUGUGUGCGCGUGCGUGUAUGCCUACUGUUUAGGCUAUUUUUGUUGCUCUUCAGUCUGUAUUGGCACUAGAGAUUGCCACUUGAAGCACUUCAACUGAAUUCCUGCUGUGAUUGAAAUUUUCAAGGGAAUGAACGGUCCGAGACCCGCUUACAAGCUGUUCAUAUUCUUAUUUAAUUUAAAAAAAAAAAUGAAAAAAAGUUGAAUUAAAGGAAUAUAUAUAGAA